Messenger RNA from Camelina sativa (false flax), 2298 nucleotides. Its product is annotated as cysteine-rich receptor-like protein kinase 14. Gene Ontology annotation, cellular component: plasma membrane. Gene Ontology annotation, biological process: protein phosphorylation; defense response to bacterium. The record is from RefSeq and is a predicted model, not a curated record. Lineage: Eukaryota; Viridiplantae; Streptophyta; Magnoliopsida; Brassicales; Brassicaceae. Gene Ontology annotation, molecular function: ATP binding; protein serine/threonine kinase activity.
UUUUACAGAGAAGCUAUGGUUUCUGUUUAGAUUCCAAGACAAAGCUAUAUUCAUUCCAUAAGGAAAAAAAAUGAAACAGAGGAAUUCGCACUCAAUACUCUGUUUUAUUAUCCUCAUAAGUUCAGUUUCAGCGGAACAAUGCAUCAACACUGGUACUUUCAGACUCAACAGUUUAUACGACGCAAAUCGCCGCCUCAUCCUCUCUUCUCUUCCUUCCAGUGUCAUGGCUCAAGAUCGCUUCUUCGUCAAAGGUUCGACUGGUCAAGUUCCGAACCGUGUAUAUGCAAGAGCAAUGUGCAUCCCCGGAUCAACAAAAGAUGACUGCUCUGAUUGUAUCAAGACCGCGUCUAAUGGUUUGAUACAGAGUUGUCCUAACCAAACAGGCGCAUUUACAUGGCGAGUUGAGCCCACAGUUUGCCAUGUGGGCUACUCGAACAAUUCUUUCUCAGAUCUUUACCCGACUAAUGUGGUCAACAACAACACUGGAGAUAUUAACUCAAAUCUAACAGAGUUCACGGCUGUAUGGGAAAAUUUAACUGCUCAUAUGAUUGUUGCAGCCUCCACAGAAAGAGAGACAGCAUUGUCUAGCAAUAAGUAUUACAAAGCUGAUGCUGCGGCCUUGACACCUUCCCAGAACAUAUACGCAUUGAUGCAAUGUGUGCCGGAUUUGACUUCUCUUUCACAUGAUUGUGAAAAUUGUUUGAAACAAAACGUAGCUGAGUACCAGUCAUGCUGUAGACAGAAGCAAGGAGGCGUUCUUAUGCGGGCAAGCUGCUUUUUCCAUUGGGAUUUGAAACCAUUCUCCAAGGCUUUUGGAAACAUCAUGGUUACUUCUUCUCCUCCUCCGCUGCAACAUGUCAAGACAUUCCAAGGUGAUAUUGGACCUGUUAAGGCAAUUGUUGUUCCCAUUGUAGCAGUCGCCUUUAUCAUCAUCAUCAUCUUAGUACUGACUGCUCGACGAUCUGCUGUACUUUGCUGGAGGAGAAACCCAUAUCAAGGAUUUGAUUUUGAUCAACCUGGUAUUACAACUGUAGACUCCCUCCAAUUAGAUUUUAAGACAAUAGAAGCUGCCACAGAUAAAUUUGCAAUGAGUAACAAGCUUGGUCAAGGUGGCUUUGGCGAAGUUUUUAAGGGUAUGUUGCCUAAUGGAACAGAAGUUGCAGUGAAGAGGCUAUCGAAAGCAUCAGAGCAAGGCGCACCAGAGUUCAAGAACGAGGUUGUUGUUGUCGCGAAACUUCAUCAUAGGAAUCUUGUUAGGCUUCUCGGGUUUUGUUUGGAAGGGAAAGAAAAGAUACUUGUUUUCGAGUUUGUCCCCAACAAGAGCCUCGAUUACUAUCUCUUUGACCCUACAAAGAAAGGGCAGUUAGACUGGACAAAACGGUACAACAUUAUUAGGGGAAUCACUCGAGGAGUACUAUAUCUGCAUCAAGAUUCACGUCUCACAAUAAUACAUCGUGACCUCAAAGCUGGCAAUAUUCUCCUAGAUGUGGAUAUGAACCCGAAAGUUGCUGAUUUUGGAAUGGCGAGAAUUUUUGGGAUUGACCAAAGUGGAGCUAAUACAAAGAGAAUAGCUGGGACACGUGGUUACAUGCCCCCAGAAUAUUUGAUGCAUGGCCGAUUCUCAACAAAAUCUGAUGUCUAUAGUUUCGGCGUCUUAGUUCUUGAGAUUAUAUGUGGUCGAAAUAACAGAUUUGUCCACCAGUCAGACACAACAGUUGAGAAUUUGGUCACAUACGCAUGGAGGUUGUGGAGAAACAAGUCACUAUUAGACCUAGUGGAUCCAACCAUUUCAGAUAAUUGUCAAACGGAAGAGGUGACAAGAUGCAUCCACAUUGCUCUGCUAUGUGUUCAACACAAUCCCACAGAUCGCCCUAGCUUGUCGACAAUCCACAUGAUGCUCACUCACAAUUCCCUUCAGUUACCUGAUCCUCAACAACCUGGAUUCUUCUAUCCAAAUAGACGCAACCAAGAACGAGAUGGUCUAGAGUCUAUCCAGUCCAUGAACAGGGUUAUUUCCCACACUAUCAAUGAUGUAACUGUUACAGAUCUUGAUCCUCGUUGAAGUUGGAACUGUUUGAUCUCUUCCUUGGUUCAAGACUUCUUCUCGCCGAUGAAGCAUAUGCAACUCUCUCUUCUCACACUUAGAAGAAAACUCUCUUUUUAUUCUUCACUCUCUUCGCCAACAGCCUUCGGGCGUAGCUCUCUCUUUUUCUCUCCAAGUGAGAAAUGAGAGACUAUUUAUAGGGAGUGUGGGCGAGCUCCUUAAGCCACACGCAGGGGCUAGGUGUCAUCACCACA